This is a messenger RNA of Homarus americanus (American lobster), 291 nucleotides long. Its product is annotated as keratin, type I cytoskeletal 10-like. Lineage: Eukaryota; Metazoa; Arthropoda; Malacostraca; Decapoda; Nephropidae. The transcript has 2 exons. The record is from RefSeq and is a predicted model, not a curated record. The annotation marks the transcript as partial.
AAGCUGUUGUUAGUGACCUUGGUGGCGGGGAUCCUGGCUGUGACCAGUCUCGCCAAGCCAGAUGGUGGAAGCAGUGGGUAUGGCAGCUCCAGCGGUGGUGGCGGAGGGUAUGGUGGUUCCAGCAGCAGCGGUGGUGGGUAUGGCGGCUACAGCGGCGGUGGUGGUGGGUAUGGUGGCUCAAGCGGCGGCGGUAGCGGUGGUUAUGGGGGUUCAAGUAGCGGCGGUGGCUACGGCAGUGGCGGCUCCGGAGGUGGCGGUCAUAAUGGUGGCGGUGGAGGUUACGGGAAAUAA